Paramuricea clavata is the source of this 595-nucleotide messenger RNA. The record is from the annotation of a GenBank genome assembly. Lineage: Eukaryota; Metazoa; Cnidaria; Anthozoa; Malacalcyonacea; Plexauridae.
AUGAAUGUCGAAAAUAUGUUCGAAACGAUUAUGAGCAAGCUGGGUAAAUUAGAUAUUAUUGAUGGCCGUAUGAUAUCGAUGGAACAAGAACUGAAGCAAGUAAAAGAAUCUUUAGAAUAUGCAUGUGCUGAAGUUGAAACGCUGAAGAAAGAAAACGCAGAGCUAAAGAAGUCAGACUCGGAGACGAAAGAAAGAUUGGCGAAAGUAGAAGAGCAGAAUUCAACAUUAAAUAGUCGCGUCAUUGACCUACAAGCAAGGUCAAUGCGCGACAACUUAAUGUUUUAUAAUUUACCAGAGCGUGAGGACGAAAAUACAAACAACCUCAUACAUAACUUAUUACAAGAGCAACUUGGAAUAUCGAAUGCGAAGACUAUAAAGAUAGACCGUUCACACAGAAUAGGCAGAAGAACACCGGGAUCGAGAAGACCAAGAGCCAUUGUCGCGAAAUUUAAUUUUUACCCGGAUAAGGAACGUAUACUGGCUAACGCGAGGCGAUUAAAGGGUACAGGAAUUGCAAUUUAUGAACAGUUCCCGGAGGAAAUUGUUAAAUUAAGAAAGCGACUACUGCCAGAAAUGAAGAAAGCACGUGAGGAUG